Molecule: messenger RNA, 924 nt
Organism: Fusarium oxysporum Fo47
Lineage: Eukaryota; Fungi; Ascomycota; Sordariomycetes; Hypocreales; Nectriaceae
Exons: 2
Coding region: 1-924 (307 amino acids)
Molecular function (GO): magnesium ion binding; thiamine pyrophosphate binding
Source: RefSeq, a predicted model, not a curated record
AUGCCAGAGCCCAUUCAGACAUCCAACGGUCGUCUGCCAAUAUCCCUUACUACUGCUGACCCCUUUCCUGCCAUGCACUGGACCAAGACCCUCAACUAUACGCAGACUGUUGCCGCAAAUACUGUUACUACUGUAGCAUACAUUACUGUCAACCCCAACAACCCCGCGAAUGUAAUCACGACGCAGAUUCCUGUAACACUGCCAUAUACCCCGUGCCACUGCGAUCAUCAGAUACAUCCAACAGUGGACAUGACAACUAUUGGUGCACCUUGCCGAGCUUGUGGCCCCAACGGUGAACAUAGCGUUACUCUAACGAUGCCUACUGCUGCAUGCGAGGGUGGUUCCGAAGGGUUCGGAGAUUCAUAUAGACCCCCUUACUCUCCUCACAGGGUUGAGGACCACAAGAUUCUCUCCGAUGUUCGGCCUUACCUCAAGCCCCAAUCGACAAUGGCGCAACAGGGUGAGCCAUCACCAAUGAAAGGAUAUGUGGCAGUCAAUGGCAUUCGCUUUAUGAAAGAUCCCAUGAGCAGCCAGCCUCUGGCAACCGGCUUUCCCACGGCCACGACCCCGUUCGGGAAGGACGCUGCCGAUGAGACACUGAGAAACUUCCACGGAGUCUACGGCACUGUCGGCGACCAUGCCUUUGUUGACUGGGCCAAGAAUUGCGAUUUAGUCCUCUACAUUGGGCCCUUUGAGAACAAUGUUAACACCUACUACUUCAAGACUAUCCCAGAGGCUUCCAAGACAACCAGGUUUGAGGAAGACUCACUUCAGAUCGGCUGUGCCGACGGUGAACACAGCCGAUGGGCUCUACAUCCCGGGGGACUUCUUCGGCGAGUACUGGCCCAACUUGUCAGCAGAGCGCUGCGUCAAUAUGUCGAAUAUCCUAAGCAGCUACCCAGAGCAUCGUGCACACUCCCGUAG